Molecule: messenger RNA, 3191 nt
Organism: Megalobrama amblycephala (Wuchang bream)
Lineage: Eukaryota; Metazoa; Chordata; Actinopteri; Cypriniformes; Xenocyprididae
Gene: sash3
Product: SAM and SH3 domain containing 3
Exons: 8
Coding region: 204-1367 (387 amino acids)
Molecular function (GO): protein binding
Source: RefSeq, a predicted model, not a curated record
CGUUUAGUUCUCCACUCCAGCGAUCAGAGAAGAGCCUUUCUUCCACCUCUUCCUCGUCUGGUGAGUUUUGUCACUCUGUGAGUGGGCACCGUGGCAGUGAGACUGACAGAAAUUAGUGUAGCACAAGUGAUUGUCAUACUGCCACAGCUAUAGUUGUGGUCCUCAGAGUCAGGAGAAUUUUGCCCACCCACUACUGGAUCAACAUGUUGCGACGGAAACCAUCCAACGCGUCUGAAAAGGAACAGGCUCAGGUGCAAAAGAAGAAGCUGUCUCUGCAAAGAUCCAGCAGCUUCAAAGACUUCAUGAAGCCAAAGCCAUCAUCUCCUGUAGUGAGCCCUGAGGCUACCUUGGAUGAAACACAUUUGGAGGGUGCUCCACCUGAGGAUUCAGGGAAAAGUAACGGAAAACUUGGAAAGAGAUGGAGAAAUGUCAUAUCUCGCACAAUGACUCGUAAAACGUCCAAGAUGGUACAGAAAGCCCUUGCAGAGGAGGGGAAUGAGAGUGGGGAGGACGGCUCCAUGUCUCCGAUGUCUCCAAGCGACUGGAUUCCAGAUCUCACUGCUGGGAACAGAAUAUCUGUGUGCUCCAACAGUUCAGAGGACAUAAUACACAGCCCUCUCUCACGCCAGCUCUCUGGAUGUUCUGACAGACAGAGUCUGGACAGUGGCUUCAGCCAGAGAGACAGUAUGAGACUGGAGGACAGCACCUACACAGGGCCCUUCUGCGGCAGAGCCCUUGUCCACACUGACUUCACCCCCAGUCCAUAUGACAUGGAAUCUCUCAAACUACAGAAAGGAGACAUUAUCCAGAUCAUUGAGAAGCCACCAGUAGGCACCUGGACUGGUAAACUUAAUAACAAAGUGGGCUCCUUUAAAUUCAUCUACGUCACAAUACUACCAGAAGAGGACACGCCACCAAAGAGGAAGCGAUGCCACAGUCACGGACGCCAGAAACCCAAACCAAAAACCUUGGAGGAAGUUCUGGAGAGAAUAGGCCUUACUGAGCUGGGAUCUCUUCUGUCCAUGCAUGGCUUCCAGAGUUUGGAGGACUUCACCGGCCUGAAGGAGUCUCACCUGAACGAGCUGAACAUCACAGACCCUGAGCAACGAGUAAAGAUAUUGAAAGCAGCAGAACUGCUUCAUGACUCGGAGGAUGAAUCCGAUAACGAGGAGCAAAAGACUGAAAUGCCGCGGGACUCGGGUUGUUACGAGAGCACGGAGAACCUGACAAACGGAGGUGAGGAGCCCCAGGUGGAAUCCCAACCGGAGCCAGAAACAGAUUCGGACACAGAAACAAAGCUCAAUGCCGUUCAGGAACAACUGGAGGAGAUGAAGGUGGAGGAUAGUCCUGAGAAUCAAACAGAGUGAAGCCACCUGAAUGUUCUUUUGAUUUGCUUCUUUAAAACUCUUUUAACCUCUCUGUGAUGGAUCGAGAGUGUCAUAACCACAUGCUGGAUUAUAUUCCAUGAAGAAAACUAUUUCAUAUGCACAGCCUAUACAGAAGCCAAUAGGUCUUCUUAGAAGAUGGCAUAAAGGUCUCGAAGGUACUAUCAUCUAUGGACAUCUUUUUCUCUUUGACUUUAUUGCUCAGAAAGUCUGAACCACAAUAUAUAUCUUCAAAACCUUCAAAAGGCUUUGAAAUCUAACUGAAACAAAGUUUUUUGAGGAAUUUUGAAAAACUGACUUCGCACAAAGCAAUAUUCCAUGGAUUAAAUCCAAGGCUAUGUUCUUACAUAAAUUGAUUAACAUGAUGGUAACCCAAAUACUGAUUUUAUACAUUAAAUACAAGGUUAAAUAUUUAAGCCAUCUUUUCUGGUAAAUUGACCCCUGGUCUCACAGACAAGGCUUAAGCUAGUCCUAGACUAAAAUGCAUGUUUGAGCUGUUUUAACGGAAAUCCACUUGUACUGACAUGUCUUAAAAUAUGUCAGAGCCAUCGUUUCGUCUCAAGAUGCACACCAGUAAUGUUUUUUUUUAAGUGUACGUUUAUAAAAAUACUUAAAAUAUCCUAAUUGACUAAGGCCUAAUCCUUGUUUAGGCUAAGCCCGGUCUGUGAAACCGGGCCUACAUGUAUUAUGUUUGAUCUAACUGUGAUUCUCUAAUAUCUGAGAAGUUUCAUCAUCAUCAUACCUUUAGCUAUGAAGUAGCAUUUUAUAUACUACUAUUUUUCCGUUUCUGUCGUAAUGAAUGUACGCAAGUAAUACGCAACAAGUGCACUCGAAAAUGUUUUUUUUUGCUAGGCAUGAAAGAGGAAAAGCACAUUGUUCAUGUACAUGCAUAUUAUUCUUUUGCUUCUAUAGUCAAUGAUUUUGGUUCCUGUUUGUGGUGAUGUUUGUUACGAUAUGGCUAUUUUUGUUUUCAAACCUGUUAUUGUUGAUUUAAUACUUGUAUUUCUUUUUUGCCAUUCCAUUUGUCUUUAUAUCGAUGUCUGUACCUUCAGGGUUUUCUUUAACAAAAAAAAAAAAAAUUUUGAAACUACACCACAAAGAAAUUGUAAUAAUACCAUAUAAUUUAAUGAACAUACAUAUACACACAAAUUCAUAAAGUAGAAAGUGAAUAGUAUGAGGAUAUACAUGAUCACAGUGUUAUUACCAAGCAAACUGAACAUAACCCAAUUUGUGAUGACAUACAAUGUGUACAUUAUGCAUUGUAUCCAAAUAUCUAGAGCAGACCAUAAUUUGCUAAUAUUCCAAACUUACACGUUACACUGACUUGGCAUUAAAGAUUUCGAUUUUGUUGUGCCUCGUUUAGUAAAUUAGCAUAUAAUUAUGACAUGUUUGAUGAUAAAAAAUAAGUUGUGGGCUUGAUUCAGCGCAACUUUAAGCACAUUUCCAUAUACUCAGUAAUACCUUCAGCCUAGCAAAUGAAUAUUCACAUCUUCCAUACACAGUAACAGUGUAAUUAAACAUCUGAUAGAAGCACAUUCUGUUAGUUAUGUAGGACUAAAUUUCCAGCAAUAAUGAACUUUUACCCUCAACACAUUUUUUAACACCAGUAGAGGUACUAACGAUCUAAAAACUAAUUGCAUCUCACAAACAUUCCAGCUCACACACUCCUAAAUGCUUUAAGAUGGCACUGAACUGGCAACCAUUUUAAGCUGGCUUUUCCAAAUGACUCCUUUAUUCACUUCUAAACAAUACUGCCCAUGUUUCCUUCUCUGAAAUAAAUAGCUGGUUAUGAUGAGAAACAAAAAA